This is a messenger RNA of Branchiostoma belcheri (Belcher's lancelet), 1599 nucleotides long. RefSeq lists its product as uncharacterized. Lineage: Eukaryota; Metazoa; Chordata; Leptocardii; Amphioxiformes; Branchiostomatidae. The transcript has 6 exons. The coding region runs from base 1 to 1599 and encodes 532 amino acids. The record is from RefSeq and is a predicted model, not a curated record.
AUGCAGAGAAAAGAACGGUUCGCGGCUGUCUCGUACGAGCAUCUCUUCACUAAGGAGGAAGGUCGCUUCUUCGGUGAUUCUGGCAAUGAUAUAACAGCGUACGACAACAUAGACGCCGAAGAAUGUGCCCGCCGCUGUCUGCAAGGUCACGGCAGUUACGACGGCGUCAACCCGAUAUGUCUGUCCUUCAACCAUCGCCCUGCCGGAUCGCCAGAGGGCGGCAGUGCACGGUGUUGGCUCCGCAGUAGUGACAAGGACACGGCGGCGUCUCCUGGUCCGGAGUGGGACAGAUGGCCUUACCGAAAUUACUACCAACGGAAACAAAUCCUGGCGCCCCAAGACUGUACCGACAUGUUCACCCUUGGGAUUGAGAACAGUCGCGUUUAUACUGUUGGCCACCCUCAACCGUUCCAAGCCUACUGUAACAUGGACACUGACGGCGGAGGGUGGACGGUCAUACAGCGGCGUCAGGACGGGUCCGUGCCGUUUGACAAGAUUUGGACUGAGUACGAACAAGGCUUCGGCAACACUAGUGGAGAAUACUGGCUGGGAUUGGGGAACAUCCACAGUCUGACAACACAGAAACCAAACGAGCUGUACGUGUACUUGGAAGACUGGGAAACGAACAGCCGGUUUGCGCGGUACAGCGAGUUUUCUGUGGGAGAUGCCAGCAGCAAGUACACGGCAACGAUCGGCGGAUACAGCGGGGAUGCAACUGAUAGUUUGGACCCGUCCACUACACGUCACGGCAUCAACAACAGACAAUUUUCUACAACAGACCAGGAUAACGACGGUGUCAGUACCGACUGUGCGGGUGAAUACGGACAAGGAGGCUGGUGGUACACUCGCAGUUGUGGUUACGCCAUGUUGAAUGGACAGUAUCUGACCGGCUGUUCAGUCCCUGCUCCAGCCUCCUGCUCGCACGCAGAUGGAAUCGUCUGGUACACUUGGUUGGGUUACGGAUAUUCCUUGAAGAAAUCAGUCAUGAUGAUCAGGCCCGCUGAUUUUCCUGUGUCCUCUUUCAAACCUUGCCAGAAUGGCGGAACCCUGACAUCAGGACCGGAAGAUUCCGGACUGUACAUCUGCGCAUGUGCGGAUGGAUGGCAUGGCGCCUUCUGUGAUCAGGAAUGUGCUGACGGUUAUUACGGCUAUGAGUGCAGAGAAAGUUGUGGAAACUGUGUGACAGGAACAGUCUGUGAUAAAACCAACGGCGUCUGUCCAUGUGAGGUCCCUUGGGUUGGAAACACCUGUAAAAUGAUACCUGCGACAGUGUCAGACCAUCCGGAAAGCUUGACAGUAGUUGUCGAUAAUAAAGCAACGUUCAACUGUACCGGUCGCGGUGUUCCCGCUCCUACCGUCACCUGGCAUCACGAUGCCGAAGUCAUCACACCUGGAGCCGGGAUCAGCAUAGACGUUACAGACGGAGGAUUGGUGGGAGAACAAGGCGUGACCCACAGCACCUUAAGCAUGACGUCAGCACGUCGACAGGAUAACGGAGAGUACGUCUGUAUCACGUCUAACGUGGCGGGGAGCGACACGUCACAAGCAGCUGCAGCAACACUUGUCGUGCAAGGUGCGGAAACCAUGAACGUUUUAUAG